AGGAACGUGACCUACGAUGGCAUGCACAACUAUAACAACGACUGGGCUAUUGAAAUGACAUAAUGCUACUUUGCUCCUAACCAGACGGCUUGCAAUGGGCAUCCGGUAUGUUCGAUCGCUAGACAUACAAACUCGCCUGAUCGGUCAUGAGCUUCGCUCAUUGUUGAGGAUAUUCUGUUCAAGAAUUUUGACGGCACUACCAGUAGGAAGAGGGCGCCUUAUAAAUGCUACUCUUGUCUGCUCUAGCCCAGAUGUAUGCAAGAAUAUCCGCGCUGAGAAUAUCAGCGUCGUCAGUCCUUCCGGCACCGACGAUGCCAUUUGCACUAAUAUGGGUCGAUCCCUUCUCGACCUCCACUGUGCCAAGGGUUGAGUAUUAUAUUUGUGGAGCGACCUGGCCUUCGAUGCACUUUCGCCGUUCCUGCAUAUUUGAAAACGAAGCAAUAGUAUGAAGUCUGAUGUGUAUCAAUGAUUCCUGUCGCUAACCCUAGCAACUAUCACGCAAU
Aspergillus novofumigatus IBT 16806 is the source of this 503-nucleotide messenger RNA. RefSeq lists its product as uncharacterized. Bases 95 to 370 code for a protein of 91 amino acids. The record is from RefSeq and is a predicted model, not a curated record. The transcript has 2 exons. NCBI's taxonomy places the organism in Eukaryota, Fungi, Ascomycota, Eurotiomycetes, Eurotiales, Aspergillaceae.